This is a messenger RNA of Hyphopichia burtonii NRRL Y-1933, 1212 nucleotides long. RefSeq lists its product as uncharacterized. Gene Ontology annotation, cellular component: mitochondrion. The coding region runs from base 1 to 1212 and encodes 403 amino acids. Gene Ontology annotation, biological process: carnitine biosynthetic process. NCBI's taxonomy places the organism in Eukaryota, Fungi, Ascomycota, Pichiomycetes, Serinales, Debaryomycetaceae. The transcript has a single exon. The record is from RefSeq and is a predicted model, not a curated record. Gene Ontology annotation, molecular function: trimethyllysine dioxygenase activity; iron ion binding.
AUGCCCACCUCAACUUCACUUGCUAAACUUUCUGCCACCGAUAUUGAGUUAUUGGUUGAAUGGAAAAAUACUUACGAAGGACAAAUUUCGAAAUAUCACCAUAUUUGGCUUCGUGACAACUGUCACUGUGAUGAAUGCUACUAUGCUAUAACAAAACAGCGCUUACUCAACAGUGCAGCCAUCAGACCAGAUAUCCAACCAACUGAAUUCAGAAUUGAAGAUGAUAAGGUGAUUAUAAUUUGGAAUCAGGAUAAUCACCGCAGUGAAUAUUCAAUCGAUUGGCUUAUUUGGCACUCAUAUAAUCCUAAAUUAAUCCCAAUUGAUUCUAAAGUCAAGGGUGAAAAAGAGACUUUGCAAAGGGAGUAUUGGGAUGUUCAAUAUAUCAAAGAUCAUUUACCCAAAGUCGACUUUGACCAAGUGAUGAAGUCGUCAGAUGAAACCGACCAAGAAGAUGCCAUUAAAGAUUGGUGUUUGAAAAUAUGGAAACAUGGAUUUUGUCUUAUUGAUAAUGUACCAGUAGAUCCCAAAGACACCGAAGCCUUAUGCGAGAAAUUGAUGUUCAUAAGACCUACUCAUUAUGGUGGGUUUUGGGAUUUUACUAGUGAUUUAGCAAAAGCUGACACUGCUUAUACCAACUUAGAUGUUGGAUCACAUACUGAUGGAACUUAUUGGUCAGACACACCGGGACUUCAAUUAUUCCAUUUGUUGUAUCAUGAUGGUACUGGGGGGACUACUUCAUUAACUGAUGCAUUUUACUGUGCAUCAACUUUACGUAAAAAACAUCCUGAAUCAUUUGAGUUAUUAUCGAAGGUGCCAAUACCUGCUCAUUCGGCUGGGGAAGAGAAAGUUUGUAUUCAACCAGAUAUUCCUCAGCCAAUUUUCAAACUUGAUAAUCAAGGGGAGUUAAUUCAAGUUAGAUGGAACCAAUCGGAUAGAAGUACCAUGAAUGAUUGGGAGAACCCUCAAGAUGUUUUGAAGUUCUACGAAGCUUUAAGAAAUUGGUAUCUGAUUAUUUCAGAUCCGGAAAACGAAUUCUUCUAUCAAUUGAAGCCCGGACAAUGCUUAAUUUUUGAUAAUUGGAGAUGCUUCCAUUCUAGAACAGAAUUCACCGGUAAAAGGAGACUUUGUGGGGCCUAUAUCACUCGUGAUGAUUUUGUAUCAAGAUUGAAAAUUUUAAAUUUAGGAAGACAAGCUGUGUUAGAUUCGAUCUAG